This is a messenger RNA of Cucurbitaria berberidis CBS 394.84, 3696 nucleotides long. RefSeq lists its product as uncharacterized. The coding region runs from base 265 to 3474 and encodes 1069 amino acids. The record is from RefSeq and is a predicted model, not a curated record. NCBI's taxonomy places the organism in Eukaryota, Fungi, Ascomycota, Dothideomycetes, Pleosporales, Cucurbitariaceae. The transcript has 2 exons.
GCCCCAGGUCUACAGGGCGUUGGAACCCGCGUUAUUACAGGCGCUGUAGAGCUUUGGCAUGCUCCCAUAGCAACGCCCACGUCAGAGCUACACCGGAACAUCAUAUGAACAUCAAAUACGUUCUCCUCCACUUUCCUACCACCACUACCACCAGGAAAGCGCGCUCAACAAUACACGGUUCAGCCUCAACGAUCAAGUCGCUAUUGUGUAUAGGAUAUCUUAUCGAGCUCGACACUCCCCGAUAUACGCGCAUAUCUGUUCCCCAUGAGCGGACACACCAACUCCGCGAUGAGUGAAGAUAAUUCUAACGAGAAUCCACCCGGCGCUCUUCAGGAUGAUCAAGAAAAUUCAGAUCAUGUUGAAAAAUACAACACUAGCUCCAUUGUACAAGAGUAUGAUGACUGGGGCGGACCCAUCGACAAUACAGGCACGGCCUAUACGGAAAUGGGCGACAGGGAAUAUAUAAACAAAGUUAAGCAGUUGCUGCAGGGCCAAAUUGCCCGGGCCACUUCCCAGGGCAAAUCCACAGUCCUAUCUGAACUGAACGAACUCUCCGACUCCAUAAAAUUAGAUUCGAUGGAGAGUGUGAUGACUACUUUUCUCAUUUACUUCGCGCGAAAGCUUCGAAGCCCAGAGGAUGAUAUUCAAGAUCACGACAUAGUCAUGUUUUUACUUGACCUGUUCGACGAUAUGCUAGUGAACCUAGGGGUGCUCAAGAUGACGAAGGCUUUGUCCGUAAUGGAGAACGCACUUUAUCACCCAGCCGGGGGUGUAAGGACGAAAGCCGCUGUGGUACUUGAGAAGUGGCGCGACUUGAUAAACGGCCAACUUGCGAGCGAUGAGGCUACUGAAUAUUCCAACGGCAACGUUGUCACUGACAAUCCAGAUGUCUCUCCAUACUCAGAAGACUCCAAUCUUUCGAAGACCGCGGAAUCCCACUCACCAAGGCCAACCAAGAUAGUCGAUAUCAAUGAUUUCCGAGACCAAAUUUGUCGGGCGUUACCUCGAUUGGAUGUGAUUAAAGCAGAACCAAUCUUACCCCAACUGAUGCUCCUCCUAGAAACCGCCAUUUUCAAUCCUCCAGAAGCUGUUAUGUUUGGAUUUCUACAUAUACUUCGGCGAGCAAUCGAGCUUGGCAGGGAUAUCACUGGAAGUUUGCCUCGAGGUGCUGUAUGGAUUCUCAAUGUGCUCGAUCAGAUGCCGAUAAAUGAAGAAGUGCUCAAGGCGACCUGCAUCCUGACUGCUCUCGAGAGUGUACAAAAUCAUUCACACGCCGAUGUACAAACAAGCGUAAAUCAACUCGUCAACAAAUGGCGCAUGUUGAUGAACUGUCAGGAAGUGGGUCAUGAAACUGAGCUAUCCCCAGUGCUACGAGCAUUCUCACUCAAAUUCACGGACAGUAUACAGUCACUCACUGUGAAAAAGAUAGCUUCGAUCAAGACCCACCCGGAACCACCUACAUUGCGUCCAAGACUGCUCACAGAUCAUACUGAUUUUGAAGAUACAACUGUAGAUUUUAGAACAAUCCCAGGAGAUGCUCACACAUUCAGUGCUGCUGGAGCAAGAAAACCAAACAAGCUCAAUAAGAAGGCUGCUAAGGGGCGCUCAACUGCAGACACGUCGGCGGAAUUACCGCGUGCUUCAGCCCAAAACCGUUACACCGAAGACCCAGUCGCUUCUCGUGGAAUUCAGGCGAAGCAUACCUCAGCUACCAGAUCUUUUACGGCGACUCGUCCUCUUGCCAAACAUCCUUCGACUUGUCAAGUGCCGGCUGCGGAACGAAGUCCUCCGUCAGACUCCACAACUUUCACUCUGCCAAUAUUCGUCCCCGAGUUUCCAUGUUGCGCCGAGGCAAUAGCAGCAGGCCCCAUUGCCAAGUCUACCCGCAACGCUUUGAAGAGUAGUCAUGAAACAAGUGGCUUUGAUGGUUUUCUUGUUUAUGUACAGGAUACUAUCAACUUAGGCCAGCCAGCCACGCAGAAGCUUGAAGAAGAACUGAAGGCUUUUCAUUCCUUGGUCGGUUCUGCGGCUGAUGAGCUCAUCAGGGUCGCUCAAAGCACGCUGAAGACUAAGACCUUGAAGCUUACCAUGGGAAACGAAAUCGACCGCCUUGAGCAAGAGGGUGUGAAUUUGAGUAUUGAUAUGGAAUACGUCAACGAAGCUCAGACAGAGACAAAUCGAAAACUUUCCAAACUCCGACGAAAGUUCGCAGGAAUAGGCGAACAGUUACAGAAGGAGGAAAUUGAUCUCCAGCAUCGCCGAGGCGCGAUUGCUGUUGAUUUGUUUCUAGCGUUGAAAACCUUAUGGAAGAGCAGCUGUGUCAACCUCGAGGAAACGAUGAAAUUGAGAUCAAUGCUGCUUGAGAAGAAUGCCCGGAUCAGCAACCUGCUUUCUACAGAAAUGGCUAUGGCUGCAAGUGGUGAUGGCUUGAAGAAAGAGAUGAAAGCCCUCCAAUCCCAUGUCCUCGAGAUAGAGAUCGGGAAUAAGAAGGCUUUAGAAAAAAUCGAGACCCAGAAACGCGAUCUAGACAAAGGAUACUAUGACAACGUGCAGAAGUUGGUCGAUGCUCGAGUGGGCGACGAGAAAACGAGGCUAUCGGAGCGGCUCGCUGAGGCACAUGUCGCAGUGAAGCAGCGUGAUAAGUUGACCCUGAAGAUUGAAGAGCUCCAACCAAAGAUCGCUGAUUUAGAACGGGAGAUGGAACGCUCGAGCGUGGCAAAGGCAGGAUUGGAAACCAAGUACACGCACCUAAAAUUUGAGGCCGACGUAGUCAAAGAGGGCUACGACCAGCUCACAAAACACAACGCAGAACUUCAGAUGGAAAUAUCCGAUCUUCGAGGAGACGUUGUACGAUUGACAGAAGAGCGGGACAACCUGCUCGCCGAACGCGCAUCGGCGCAGAACACACGCAACACCUCACAGGCCAUGGUCCAUCCGCCAGCUGCACUUGCUAUCACUUCUACACCAACGAGUAGGUAUCAGAACGAGCACGAACAUCUGAGUGGCUUGAUCGGAGUCUGGCAGAAUACAUUAGAUACCGUAAUCUCCGACUUAUCCAAGACGCAUGCGGAGAAGGAUGCGCUUGAUUCCAAGAUUCAAGACAUUGAGCGCCAGCUCCAGGAGGUCAAGCCUACACGGAAGUCAGCCCCCCCUACCGGUGCAAAGGUCAAGUCCAACUCUCUGGAUGUAGGCCUGGGGUCUUCAACUAAGAAAGGCCGCCCUUUAGUCUCCAAGGAGGUUCUGCCAUCAACUGCUCAGUCUGGAAUAUUCGCAGCCCGAAUGAGUCGUGUUAGCGCCGGGCCUUUCCCCGCUCUCGGUGCCCCAGCUGCACCUACUUUGAAGAGCUUUGCUGAGGCGGCUGCCGGGAAGGUUCUCCGCGUUGUCGAAGUACCGAAGGCUGACAAGGGAAAACGACCGCGCCCUUCAGCGAUCGAGGCUUUGGCCAGCGAAAAUUCUGAGCACACUGAGGGUUAAGGAGAGGAAUGACAGGUCGUGGGCUGUGGAAAUGAGAGAAGGGCAAUACAAAUAGGAGCUAGGUUGUGUGGGUGUAGUGUGUGCCCCUUAUGCGCAAGAUACCCCUCAAAAUUGUACUGGGUGGUGGCGUUGGAUCUCGGAUUUUAACCUUGCAAUUUUCUACUUCUUCACAUUCUAGCCUGUCUCUCGCAGCACCCAUGUUAAUAGUUAGGUAGUGACCCC